AAGCAUCAGGGUGCCACUGUGCUAGGUUCUUGUGCAGACAAGUGACAAAAAAGACAGCCCGUGUCCUAGAGAGCUCUCAACAUACAUGUCAGACAGGAUGCGACAGGUGGACGAAAGAGCGUUCUUUCCAGCUGCUGCUCCAUGCGGGGGUAUUGCAGACGGAGCCCCUUCUCAUUGCCGCUUGGAAAUGGCAGUUUCAGCUUGUGCCUCACCGGAGCCUGAAUGCAGAGGAAGCUUGGAGGCUCUGCAGGAAAAGGGGGCUUGAGAAAGAGCUGUGGCGAUAACAAACAGCCCGAGCGAGAAUCAUCUGCACGAAUAUGCUUGGCACAACCUUUCCAAUGUCAAUGGAUUCCCCUGCAAUGCUGCGGCUGCUACUGCUGGCUCCGGGGUCAGAAAUGCCAGGAAGGUCCAAUCUUGUGUUUUCUGGUUUCUGUUAGCACUUUCCUCGGAGGACCCCGGCAUGUGGAAUGAGAAUCCCUAGACACAGGGCCAGCACUAGAUUGCUAUCUGCUUCAGCAUCAUCUCCUGCACCGCAAUAGGAAAUGAACCAUUUAAGAAUGACAGCCAUCUAAGAAGGAUACUUCGGGGGAUGCAUCAGUUCUAUAGGGGAGUGGAAAAAAAGCAAGAAAUGGACUUCUAGUCUGGUAGUUGCCUAACUCUUCCGUUCCGUCCCCUUAUUGCAGUUGGCUGGGAAGCAUCACCCACUCAAGUCCACAUAAGGUUCAGUGGAUGAAACCCUCAGCAACUUGUUCAGCUUUUUUCGUGCCUGUGAAGACUCUCUGCUGGGAGGAUUAGUCUCAGCAUGUGUUUUUAUUGGUGGAUAAACGUUCUCAUCUCAGGUGUGACCUCUAUCUUCUAUGUUGUUCUCCUACUAGUGCUUUACAUCAAGCUCAGCAGGAAAAUAGACAAUCAUUCCUGUCGCAAUCAGGUGAGCAGCAGCAGCAGCCCUUCUACGAAACCAGAACAACCCAACACUUGCCAGGCAGCAAAUGAGGCUUUGAAAAGGCCACGCCUCCGGGGUGACAGUGGCACUUCCUCAGACAGCUCUGAGAGCUCAGACAGCAGCCCUUCCAUUAGGCAGUGUCCUCGGUCAGAAGAAGGGGUCAACUACACAUCCCUGGUCUUCCAAACUACUGGUCGCAGUGCAAGCACUGCAGGGGACUAUGAGAACAUGAAGAUGGGAGCAGACUAUGUCAACGUGGAUCCCCAAAAAAGGAAGGUGGAUUUCUGGACCUGCUCGAGCCCUGUAUCUUCCAACCCCGUAGAAUAUACUGAAGUGAAAUUGUGAUUAUUGAGAUGCUAUUAACUAAGUUUUCCUUAGGAACGUCAGAAUUGCCACAGCAGGUCAAAUCAGUGAUCCGUCCUUAAUCAGUAUCCUGUAUCCUGUCUCUGCACAUUUCACAUGGAUCACUGUCAACCUGUUCAUAUAGGUAUGUUCCUCCUAAUCCUCGUCAAUUAGUGGCUGUCAUGUCCUGAAGCAUGAAGCUUUAUAUUCCUUAUAACAUUUUAUUCUGCCUAAUGUAACUGUGCAUGUUCUUGUUAUCCAUACAAAGGUCUCUUCCUUUCUGAAUCCUACAAAGCUCUUGGCUGUGUUGAUACAAUGCAGCAGUGGGUUCCACUGGUUAUUCACAGCUUGUGUAAAAACAGCAUUUCCGUUUCUCAGAGACAAACGUGCCCUUCCAUUUCAUUGGCUUCCCCUUGUUCUCACGUUAGAGGAGAGAGUAAUUAAGAAAAUAUAAAAGGGGACCAAAUCCUCAGCUAGUAUAAAACCUACACCAACUGAACUGGCCCUUUGAUUGGGCUUGUGUUUUAUUUGCUUGAUGUCAAUUAAUUAAAAAA
Molecule: messenger RNA, 1839 nt
Organism: Trachemys scripta elegans
Lineage: Eukaryota; Metazoa; Chordata; Testudines; Emydidae
Gene: RHEX
Product: regulator of hemoglobinization and erythroid cell expansion
Exons: 9
Coding region: 803-1288 (161 amino acids)
Cellular component (GO): plasma membrane
Source: RefSeq, a predicted model, not a curated record